GAGCGGGCAGCCGAGGAGCCGCCGCCGCCGCCGCCGCCGCCCUCGGCCGCCGACGGCUCCUGAGUCUCCGCCACCGCCGCCGCGCCGGUGAGAGCCGGCCGAGAGAGGGAAGAAGAUGGGCGCCGUCCUGCGGAGCCUCCUGGUCUGCGGGUUGUGCGCCUUGGCGAGAGCAUCUCCACUGUUGCUUUACGCAAAUCGGCGUGAUCUCCGGCUGGUGGAUGCUGCGGAUGUGACCGAGAAUGCUACGAUUGUGGUGGGUGGCUUGGAAGAUGCUGCUGCGCUGGACUUCGUCUUCAUGCACGGUUUGAUAUACUGGAGCGACGUCAGCGAAGAAGCCAUUAAAUGCACAGAAUUCAAUCAAUCCGGAAGUGUGCAAAACAUUGUCAUUUCUGGGCUCUUGUCACCUGAUGGGCUAGCUUGUGAUUGGCUGGGUGAAAAACUGUACUGGACGGAUUCUGAAACGAACCGGAUCGAAGUUUCCAAUUUGGAUGGAUCUUUGCGAAAGGUUUUAUUCUGGCAAGAAUUGGAUCAACCCAGAGCGAUUGCAUUAGAUCCUGUAAGAGGGUUCAUGUAUUGGACGGACUGGGGAGAAAUGCCAAAGAUAGAACGGGCUGGGAUGGAUGGUUCAAGCCGUUCAGUUAUCAUCAAUGCAGAUAUUUAUUGGCCAAAUGGAUUAACCUUGGAUUAUGAAGAACAGAAGCUGUACUGGGCAGAUGCCAAACUGAACUUCAUUCACAGAUCAAAUCUGGACGGGACACAUAGGCAAGCUGUGAUUAAAGGAUCCCUGCCACAUCCAUUUGCUCUGACGUUAUUUGGUGACACGCUGUAUUGGACAGAUUGGACGACUCGCUCCAUUCUGGCCUGCAACAAAUACACUGGACAGAACCUGCGUGAAAUACAUUCCAACAUCUUUUCUCCCAUGGAUAUCCACGUCUUCAGCCAACAGCGGCAGCCCAGUGCUACAAACCCCUGCAAGGAUAAUAACGGUGGCUGUUCCCAUCUGUGUUUGAUGUCUCCUAUCAAGCCCUUUUAUCAGUGUGCCUGUCCCACAGGCGUGAAACUCCUUGAGAAUAAGAAGACUUGCAAAGAUGGAGCCAUGGAGUUGCUACUGCUGGCCCGAAGGACCGAUUUGAGACGGAUCUCCUUGGACACUCCGGAUUUCACGGAUAUUGUGCUGCAGUUGGAAGACAUUCGUCACGCCAUUGCCAUUGACUAUGACCCCGUGGAAGGGUACAUUUAUUGGACAGAUGAUGAAGUGAGAGCCAUCAGGCGUUCGUUCCUUGACGGCUCGGCUAGCCAGUUUGUUGUACAGGCACAAAUUGCACACCCGGAUGGCAUUGCUGUAGAUUGGGUGGCCCGAAAUCUUUACUGGACGGAUACGGGGACAGACCGCAUCGAAAUCACACGGCUUAAUGGGACUAUGAGGAAGAUCUUAAUCUCAGAAAACCUGGAAGAGCCGAGAGCUAUAGUUUUGAAUCCUAUGACUGGCUACAUGUACUGGACCGACUGGGGAGAGGUUCCAAAAAUUGAAAGGGCUGCUCUAGAUGGUUCUGACCGAGUUAUACUGGUGAAUACCUCGCUUGGUUGGCCCAAUGGAUUGGCACUGGAUUACAUUGAAAACAUGAUAUACUGGGGAGAUGCCAAAACAGACAAAAUUGAGGUCAUGAAAACAGACGGAACCAGCAGAAGAGUCCUUGUGGAAGACAAGCUGCCCCACAUCUUUGGUUUCACUCUGCUGGGGGACUAUAUUUAUUGGACAGACUGGCAAAGAAGAAGUAUUGAGCGGGUUCAUAAGCGGACAGCUGAAAGGGAGAUCAUAAUUGACCAGUUGCCUGAUCUCAUGGGCCUCAAGGCUACCAACGUCUACAGAACCAUGGGUACAAAUCCUUGUGCAGAAUCCAAUGGGGGCUGCAGCCACCUCUGCUUGUACAGGCCCCAAGGAUUGCGCUGCGCCUGCCCCAUCGGCCUGGAGCUCCUGAGUGACAUGAAGACCUGCAUUGUCCCAGAGGCCUUCCUGCUGUUUUCCCGCAGAGCAGAUAUCAGGCGAAUCUCUCUCGAGACGAACAACAAUAAUGUUGCUAUUCCACUAACAGGAGUCAAGGAAGCCUCUGCCCUGGAUUUUGAUGUGACUGACAACCGCAUAUAUUGGACAGACAUCUCGUUGAAGACCAUUAGUAGAGCAUUCAUGAAUGGAAGUGCUUUGGAACACGUGGUUGAGUUUGGAUUGGAUUACCCAGAAGGCAUGGCUGUGGAUUGGUUAGGGAAGAAUCUCUACUGGGCAGAUACGGGAACAAAUCGUAUCGAAGUGUCAAAAUUGGAUGGACAACAUCGCCAAGUUCUAGUCUGGAAGGAUCUUGACAGCCCUCGGGCGCUGGCCCUCGAUCCCGCCGAAGGGUUCAUGUACUGGACUGAAUGGGGUGGGAAACCCAAGAUUGACCGAGCAGCCAUGGAUGGUAGUGAACGCAGCACUUUAGUGCCAAACGUGGGGCGAGCAAAUGGCCUGACGAUUGAUUAUGUCAAAAGAAGACUGUAUUGGACUGACUUGGAUACCAAUUUGAUCGAAUCUUCAAAUAUGCUGGGCCUUGACCGUGAUGUUAUAGCCGAUGAUUUACCGCAUCCCUUUGGCCUGACACAGUACCAGGAUUACAUCUACUGGACAGACUGGAGCCGACGUAGCAUCGAACGUGCCAACAAAACCAGCGGACAGAAUCGCACCAUCAUCCAAAACCACCUGGAUUACGUGAUGGACAUCCUAGUCUUCCAUUCAUCCCGGCAAGCUGGCUGGAAUGAGUGUGCUUCCAGCAAUGGGCACUGCUCCCACCUCUGCCUGGCAGUGCCCGUGGGUGGCUUUGUCUGUGGAUGUCCUGCUCAUUAUUCCUUGAACCCUGACAACCGAACAUGUAGUGCCCCUACAAGUUUCUUGCUCUUCAGUCAGAAGAAUGCAAUCAAUCGUAUGGUGAUCGAUGGGUUGAAGAGUCCAGAGAUCAUCCUUCCGAUACACAGCCUCAGAAAUGUUCGGGCAAUCGACUAUGAUCCCUUGGAGAAACAGCUUUACUGGAUCGAUUCUCGCCAAAACAUUAUCAGAAGAUCCCAAGAGGAUGGCAGUCAGAGUUCUACCAUUGUGACGAGUCCCGUCCCCAACCAGAAUCUAGAUAUCCAGCCGUAUGAUCUGAGUAUCGAUAUUUACAGCCGUUACAUUUACUGGACUUGUGAAGCCACGAACGUCAUCAAUGUCACACGCCUGGAUGGACGGUUGAUGGGCGUGGUGUUGAAAAACGAUCAGGAUCGGCCUAGAGCGAUUGUUGUGAAUCCAGAAAAGGGGUACAUGUAUUUCACCAAUCUCCAAGAAAGAUCUUCCCCUAAGAUUGAAAGGGCAGCAUUAGACGGAACUGAACGGGAGGUCCUCUUUUCCAGCGGGCUAAGUAAACCUGUCGCCUUGGCCAUUGAUAGCCAUUUGGGGAAGUUAUUCUGGGCGGACUCUGACCUGCGGAGAAUCGAGAGCAGCGAUCUGUCUGGUGCGAAUCGGAUAGUCCUAGAAGACUCCAACAUACUGCAGCCUAUAGGCCUGACCGUAUUUGAAAAAUGGCUUUACUGGAUUGAUCGUCAUCAACAGAUGAUUGAGAAAAUUGACAUGACUCGCCAGGAGGGACGAACAAAGGUUCAGGCUCGAAUUGCUCAGCUGAGCGACAUCCAUGCCGUUAAAGAACUCAACAUGCAGGAAUACCAGCCUCCAACCUGCUCCCCACAACAGUUCACGUGUUACACAGGAGAGAUUGACUGCAUCCCUGUGGCUUGGCGUUGUGAUGGGUACACGGAGUGUGAGGAUGCCAGUGACGAGAAGAACUGCCCCUUGUGCUCCGAUUCCCAGUUCCAGUGUGAGAGCGGGCAGUGCAUCGAUGCCGCGCUGCAGUGCAACGGAGAACCAAAUUGCCAGGAUAACUCCGACGAAAAGAAAUGUGAAGUGCUUUGUUUAACUGACCAGUUCCGGUGUGCGAGUGGUCAGUGCAUUGGGAAAAACAAGAAAUGUGAUCACAGCCUCGAUUGCAAUGACAAUUCAGACGAACAGGGCUGCUACACAACCGAAGAACCAGCCCCACCUGCCACCAAUACAAUCGGCUCCGUCAUCGGUGUGAUCCUUACGGUGUUUGUCGUUGGUGCUAUGUACUUCGUUUGUCAGAGAGUGCUGUGCCCACGCAUGAAAGGAGAUGGAGAAACAAUGACCAAUGACUACGUUGUCCAUGGACCAUCUUCUGUGCCUCUGGGUUAUGUGCCUCACCCAAGCUCCCUUUCUGGAUCUCUUCCAGGUCAGAUUUAUACAGGAAUGUCCCGUGGUAAAUCUGUGAUCAGUUCACUUAGCAUCAUGGCAGGAAGCAGCGGCCCACCUUAUGACCGAGCUCACGUCACUGGGGCGUCCUCCAGCAGCUCCUCCAGCAUCAAAGGAACCUACUUCCCUCCAAUUUUGAACCCGCCUCCAUCACCAGCAACAGAGGACUCCCGCUACACAAUGGAAUUUGGUUACUCGUCCAAUAGUCCGUCUACGCACAGGUCAUACAGUUACAGGCCAUACAGCUACCGCCAUUUUGCACCUCCCACAACCCCGUGCAGCACCGACGUUUGUGACAGUGAUUACGCACCCAGCCGUCGGGUGAUGACCAUGGGGGGCAAAGGCUAUGCCAGCGACCUCAACUACGAUUCUGAGCCCACGCCACCGCCACCAACCCCACGCAGCCAGUACUUGUCUGCAGAGGAGAACUAUGAGAGCUGCCCGCCUUCCCCGUACACAGAGCGGAGCUACACACACCACCUCUACCCGCCGCCCCCCUCUCCUUGCACCGAUUCCUCGUGAGGGGAGCCCGCCCCCCCCCCUCAACUACGUCCAGCUCAGCUGUGUAAAUAGUGUCGCUUGCCCUUGUUGAGGACAUGGGGGGGCAGAAUCUCCUGUGUACAGUUAAAAUAUUUGUCCUAGGGAAAUUGCCUUUUGUAGAAUGGGGAGAGGGAGGGAGCAAAGAGGUUAUUUAUAUAUUUUUUCCUAAAAAGAGAAAUUGCUGCUUUGUGACAUAAGAAAUUUUUUUUAAAAAAAGUUUGUAUACAAAGUUUUUUUUAAUUAUUAUUUUUCCAAAUGGAACACAAGAAGAUGCCUUAAAUCCGUGAAGGGACUGAGCAUGUAAGGAAACGGAAGGACCAGGAGAUGUUGCUGUUCAAUGAGCCAAAUAUCCAAAAAAGAAGACAAAAGAAGAAGGAAGUGGGGGGUUUAAAAAAAGAAAAGAGGAAUAAGAAAACAAGGAAAAGAAU
Messenger RNA from Thamnophis sirtalis, 5292 nucleotides. The record is from RefSeq and is a predicted model, not a curated record. Lineage: Eukaryota; Metazoa; Chordata; Lepidosauria; Squamata; Natricidae.